Penaeus monodon (black tiger shrimp) is the source of this 2821-nucleotide messenger RNA. RefSeq names its product glutamate decarboxylase-like (gene Gad1). Gene Ontology annotation, molecular function: carboxy-lyase activity; pyridoxal phosphate binding. NCBI's taxonomy places the organism in Eukaryota, Metazoa, Arthropoda, Malacostraca, Decapoda, Penaeidae. The transcript is spliced from 10 exons. Gene Ontology annotation, cellular component: cytoplasm. Gene Ontology annotation, biological process: carboxylic acid metabolic process. Bases 1 to 1500 code for a protein of 499 amino acids. The record is from RefSeq and is a predicted model, not a curated record.
AUGGUACUAGCUAAGGUUUAUGCAGAGUAUCUCCUUCCCUUCACGGUAACCGCGGGGCCGGAGACGCGGGAGUUCCUCGCCCAGGUAGCCGAGCUCUCCAUCGACUUCGUGAAACAGACGUUCGACCGCAACUCGAAGAUCCUCGACUUCCAUCAGCCCGAACAGCUCAAGGAAGUGUUCGACCUCGAAAUCCCUGCUCAGAGUUUGAACCUUGACCAGCUCCUCGUCGACUGCAAGGAUGCCCUCAAGUACCAGGUUAAAACGGGUCACCCUCGCUUCAUGAACCAGCUGUCAUGUGGUAUGGAAGUGGUGUCUCUGGCCGGCGAGUGGCUGACCGCCGCCGCAAACACCAACAUGUUCACCUACGAAAUUGCUCCAGUCUUCAUCCUCAUGGAACAGGUCACGAUGCGCCACAUGAGAGAGAUCAUCGGCUACAAGCAGGGCGACAGCAUCCUCGCUCCCGGAGGCUCCAUCAGCAACCUGUACGCCGCCCUCGUCGCCAGGCACAAGAUGUUCCCGGACUACAAGAAGAAGGGUCUGCGAGCUCUCCCCGGCGAGCUGUGCAUGUUCACUUCUCUUCACAGCCAUUACUCCAUGAUGGGCACUGCAGCUGCCAUGGGCCUUGGCACUGACAACUGCAUUGAAGUUCCCGUCGAUGAAAAAGGCCGCAUGAUCCCAUCCGAGCUCGACCGCCUCAUCCAGGAGUGCAAGGCAAAGGGCAAGAUUCCCUUCCUCGUCUGCGCCACCGCUGGAACCACCGUCAUGGGCGCCUUCGAUCCCCUUCACGCCAUCGCUGACGUCUGCGAGAAGCACAAACUCUGGUUCCACGUCGACGCUGCUUGGGGCGGCGGUGUCCUGCUCUCCAAGAACCAGCGUCACAAGAUGGCGGGCGUGGAGCGUUCAAAUUCGCUCACCUGGAAUCCACACAAACUGAUGGGCGUCCUCCUGCAGUGUUCCACCGUGCACUUCAAAGAGGACGGCCUGUUGAUAUCCUGCAACCAGAUGUGCGCCGACUACCUCUUCCAGCAAGACAAACCCUACGACGUCAACUACGACACGGGAGAUAAGGUGAUCCAGUGCGGUCGCCACAAUGACAUCUUCAAGCUGUGGCUGAUGUGGCGCUCCAAGGGCGACGAAGGUUUCGAGAAGCACAUCGACCACCUGUUCGAGAUGACGGAAUACCUGGUGAGGCGCAUGAAGCAGCACCCAGACAAGUUCGAAUUCCUCAACGACGAGCCCGAGUGCACCAACGUGUGCUUCUGGUACGUCCCUCACCGCCUCCGCUCCAUGAAGCCCGGACCCGAACGUCAUAAGCUCCUGGGAGAGAUCCAGCCUAUCCUCAAGGGCCGCAUGAUGACCGCGGGAACCCUCAUGAUCGGCUAUCAGCCCCUAGACCACCACCCCAACUUCUUCAGGAACAUCAUUUCCUCCCAGGCCGUCAGGCGGGAGGACAUCGACUUCAUGCUGGAAGAACUUGAUCGUCUUGGCUAUGACUUGUAAAGCCCCUUUUCGCGUUGCCGGGGCGUCUCAGCUUCGUAGGGGAAGGAAUGGGCAGUCUUGAAGUAGAUGCUUCGAAGGUGACCUUCAGCGACCUCACUUCACUGAGGAAGAACUCUUAGAAGAAGGUCACGAGGGAUUCUUGAGAAGACGUGGUAGUACAAAGCAGGACUUCCACUCCUGACCCGGCCGAGAGCCACCAGCAAUGGUCGCUAGAGAAACAUUAUGUUACGCCGAGGACGUCCUCGACACAAAUGUAUAUUGUGGUGACUUGAGGUACACUCUCCUUCCCGAGGAGAACGUACCUCGAGGUUGAUACUUGUAUUUAAUGAGCAGACACUUUCAAAACAACCUGCGGCCACGGAGGAGGGCGCUGAGAGCUUGUUAAUGUUGCUAUAUGUAGUGUUGUCUUAGUGUAGACGCGCCAGUGUCACCACAUGUCAGCAAUAAUGAGGCAAGAGCCGGUUGGCGUCGUGUGCGGGCUCGCCUCGGAGGGUAGAAGAAGGCGACGUUCGAUACAGAUAGUUUGUGCGACCCGAAAGUGGGCAGGGUCAAGUGCAGGCUGAGCCCCAAAACCGGCUUGCAAGAGGCCAGGGCUCAAGUGUACGGUCGGGGCCCCGCGCACGCGACCGAAAGCAAUAAGGGUACAAUCAAUAGCUUUUCGUACAGUCACUGCUAUAUAUCGGUUGAGGUACUGUAGGAAUGAGCAGACUGGGGUGGCUCCAUCAUAGCAACCUGGUGAGUCUGAUCAUGGCUCAACCCCCAAAUCCAAUCCCACACUUCCUAAACAACUUUGCCCCUCGACUUACGUAAUGUCAUAUCAGGGUUUACGCAAUUUACGGAUGCACUGCUGAAUUAUUUCUGAGACGAGUAAUGUAUUUGAAGGAGACAGAAGGGGUAAAUCAAAAGAGCAAAGGUGAGAAUGAGAUAUGCAAUGUUCUGUAAGUGUGAAAUGUUAUGCUGAUUGCCGUGGAGUAAGAUAAAAGUAAUAAUUAAAAGAUUAAAUACAUGACCUAUAUGAAAAUGAAAUGCAACAAAAUUUACCUCUUCAAAAUUUCUAGAAGUCGUGUCCCUAACUAUGCAGUUUCCACCUAAUGCAGUUGUCUUGAAGAACUUGACACACUCAUUUGCAGAGUAAACAUUUCAGCCUUUGAGCAUUAAUUGCAACAGAUAUUCACAUGCACAUUUCAAGAGCACUCGUACACAAAACCAAAUGCCUCAUGCACUCUCGAAGACCAACUAUGCACGAAUGCCCGAGCGCCAGGCACUAGCACGUCUGCUUGGGUCUCUUGUCCUUAUGCAUGACAAUUGUGAACGUUCGCUU